AGCGAGAAGCAAGAUGGCUCCAAGUGUGACCAUGAAUGUCUCCGAGUCCGAACAUCAUGAGGGAAUGGCCAUGUCGGCCAUAUUCCGCGGUGGCACGCAGAUCACGCUGUUUUCGUCUGCUCUCUCCACCCAGUCUGUGGGCGCUUAUCUGGCUGCCCUGGUAGCGCUAUGUCUUCUUGCAUGGUUCAACCGCUUCCUCGCUGCCCUUCGCUACCAGAUUGAGGCCACACAACCCCUCAGUUCUGGUUCCAGUCGCUUCCCACUGCAGUCGUUUCCAACCGCGGAAGAAUGGGACCAUGGCAGCGCCAAUUCGGCUCCAAGUGCAGGCCUUAUUCCAGGCCAUGAGAAAUCCCAUGAGAGCAACGACCAGCUGUUCCCUCGCCUUGCUUGCCCCUUCCCCACAUGGGCUGCGUCGAGACCGUGGCGCUGGCGCAUCGAUGGCCUAAACACACUCCUCGAAGGGAUUCGGUCCUUAACUGGCUAUCUGCUAAUGUUAGCCGUCAUGACCUUCAACCUCGGGGUUCUGGCCGCGAUUGUGGCAGGGGUCAUGGUCGGGGAGCUCACUCUCGGUCGUUUCUCUCAUUCGGCUCAGUCGGCAUGGCAGGAUGGGGCCUGCCAUGAUGAUUAGCAUUUUACAUAUUUCCGCCGGCAAAUCUCUGUAUAGCUUUGUCUUUGAUCUUGAUUUUCUUCUCGAGCUACUUGCACAUUGUCUCGGGAUGUUGACUAUGGAAGCUUAGAUAAAUACAAGGUUUCCCCUUUCUUUUUGUUUCCCCCUCUGUC
This is a messenger RNA of Aspergillus fijiensis CBS 313.89, 780 nucleotides long. RefSeq names its product putative copper transporter crmD (gene crmD). Gene Ontology annotation, biological process: copper ion transmembrane transport; intracellular copper ion homeostasis. Gene Ontology annotation, cellular component: plasma membrane. NCBI's taxonomy places the organism in Eukaryota, Fungi, Ascomycota, Eurotiomycetes, Eurotiales, Aspergillaceae. Gene Ontology annotation, molecular function: copper ion transmembrane transporter activity. The record is from RefSeq and is a predicted model, not a curated record. The coding region runs from base 14 to 628 and encodes 204 amino acids. The transcript has 2 exons.